AUGAACGAACGAGCGGCUGCUUCGGCAGCUCUUUUUCCGGAAGCGUUUCAACUCUCCAAGCUUCAAAUAUCAUGUGCAACUAUUGGCUCAAUUCUGUUUACUUUCGGCUUCAUAAUCGUCGUUCUUUCAGUGGUUCUUGAAUAUGUGAUGUUACGGCGAGACGCGUUGAAUGCGAUCAAAAUGAAGGACGAUAUGAUGGUUCCACCACGAUGCGAAACGAAGGCCAAAGAGCUUGGCCUUACCAGUAUGUCUACUUGGAAAGAAUAUUUCGCACGAGAAGAACCUUUUCACGAUAUCGAUUGA
This is a messenger RNA of Anisakis simplex (herring worm), 303 nucleotides long. NCBI's taxonomy places the organism in Eukaryota, Metazoa, Nematoda, Chromadorea, Rhabditida, Anisakidae. The record is from the annotation of a GenBank genome assembly.